GAAGCGAGCGCGCCAUCGCCAUCGGAUCGGAUUCCUGCGCAAGACGCGGGAGUAUACGUAGUGCAGAAGCUAUCGUGUCAGCCACCUGCCAGAGGCCAUAUUAAGGCCGCGAUAAUCAACCUGGCGUCCCUCACUGCUUUCCCUCUGGCUAUACCCAGAAUAAUUACUACGCGACCCUCCCUUAGACUUCAGCAGAUUACACGCGCGUUUGGUAGCUCUAGUGUUGCAAGGAUGCCCCCUGUAACGAAACCUGGUCAGGAGAGAUACGACUACAUCUGUAUCGGUGGAGGGAGUGGUGGGAUUGCCUCGUCUCGCCGAGCCGCACAAUAUGGCAAGAAGGUCGCGCUGAUAGAGGAGACAGAGCGCUUGGGUGGUACUUGUGUUAACGUCGGAUGUGUGCCAAAAAAGAUUAUGUGGCAUGCAGCCGACAUCGCUGAGAAAAUCAGACACGCAAAGAACUACCAGUUUCAAGGCCCGGGUAUCGGCUCCCCCCAGUUCGACUGGGCCUCCUUCAAACCGCAGCGUGACGCAUACAUCCGCAGAUUAAACGGCAUCUACGACAAGAACCUAGGCAACGACGGCGUUGAGCACCACCACGGGCGCGCGCGCCUGCUCGCGGCGGACAAGGUCGAGGUUACCCGGCCAGACGGGAGCAAGUACACGCUGGAGGCUGACAACAUAACCAUCGCCGUCGGCGGGCGGCCGACGAUCCCCUCGGACGACAAAAUCCCCGGUGCGUCGCUCGGUACGGACUCAGAUGGGUUCUUCGACCUGCCCGAGCAGCCGAAGCGCGUCGCGGUCGUCGGUGCGGGUUACAUUGCUGUCGAGCUUGCGGGCGUUUUCCACACCCUCGGCAGCGAGACGCACGUGUUUAUCCGACACGACCACGUCCUCCGCACGUUCGACCCGAUGAUCCAGGAGACCCUCACGAACUGGAUGGAGCACACCGGCGUGAAUAUCCACAAGAACAGCAAUAUCACGCGCGUGGACGGGCAGAAGGGCUCCCCGCUGACGCUGCACACGGACAAGGGCGAGAAGGUCGAGGUCGACUACCUCCUGUGGGCUAUCGGACGGCACGCGAACACGGAGAACCUCGGCCUGGAGGAGCUGGGCAUCGAGAUGGACAAGCAGGGCAAUGUUAUUGUGGACAAGUACCAGAAUACGAAGGUGAAGGGUGUCUAUGCUAUCGGCGAUGUUGCUGGCAAGGCGCUCUUGACCCCCGUGGCUAUUGCGGCUGGUCGUCGGUUGUCGAACCGACUCUUUGGGCCUCCAGAGUACAAGGAUCAGUUCUUGGACUACUCGAAUAUCCCCACCGUCGUCUUCUCUCAUCCGCCAAUUGGUACUGUUGGUCUGACGGAGCCUGAAGCUCGAGAGAAAUACGGCGACGCGGUCAAAAUCUACAAGUCCUCCUUCCGAGCGCUCUACUUUUCAAUGGUCGACGAGGACCACAAGGAGCCCACAGUCUACAAGCUGAUCGUCCAAGGCCCCGAGGAGCGCGUUGUCGGGAUUCACAUCAUUGGCAUGGGCAGCGACGAGGUGAUGCAGGGCUUCGGCGUUGCUGUCAAGAUGGGAGCGCGCAAAAAGGACUUGGAUGAUACUGUUGCGAUUCAUCCCACUUCUGCCGAAGAACUGGUUACUCUUCGCUGAUGGAGGGAUGGUGGGUUUGUCUGCUGGCUAGAGAAUGGAACGAAGGUUCUACUUUGUAGUUUUGUAUCGAUACUUUUACUGUAUGUCGGAAUGGUAGACUUUCGUCUAUGAGUAUUUUUGUCAAUGGA
Gloeophyllum trabeum ATCC 11539 is the source of this 1775-nucleotide messenger RNA. RefSeq lists its product as uncharacterized. Gene Ontology annotation, molecular function: flavin adenine dinucleotide binding; glutathione-disulfide reductase (NADPH) activity; NADP binding. Lineage: Eukaryota; Fungi; Basidiomycota; Agaricomycetes; Gloeophyllales; Gloeophyllaceae. The transcript is spliced from 9 exons. Gene Ontology annotation, biological process: cellular response to oxidative stress; cell redox homeostasis; glutathione metabolic process. The record is from RefSeq and is a predicted model, not a curated record. Gene Ontology annotation, cellular component: mitochondrion; cytosol. Bases 232 to 1647 code for a protein of 471 amino acids.